UUCCUUCCGGGAACUGUGCAGUGAGCUGUAAGAAAAACAACAGCAGGUUUCUGGGCUUCUCUCUCUGGAGCUCCAUUUACUGUAUCCAGUUUUAGUUUUUACUUUCUGUGUCUGUGCUUUAACCUGAUGCAGAAUAUCUGCAUCACUGAGACGGUAAACAUCCUUUCAGAACAGAAGAUAAAGGUGUGUUGAAGAAACAGAAGUGUACAGAAGAAGAAGAAUAAAAGAGAUACGGAGAGAGAGAGAGAGAGAGAGAGAGAGAGAGAGAGAGAGAGAGAGAGAGAGAGAGAGAGAGCACUGCUAAAAGGACAGAAGAUUAAAAGGUCAGGCUUUGUGGUGUAAAGAUGGCCAGCGUUCCUGUACCUGUCACUAAUGUGGGACGCGGCUACACCAUCAUCACUCAAGUUCUUCCCUCGUCUACAGUAGAACAGAAUUCCACUCAGACACUCAGCCCACUGAGCAAGUUCCUGAAAGGAGAACCCAAAGCUCUGGGGACUGUCCAGAUAAUGAUAGGAUUGUUGACGUUUUUGUUCGGUAUCGUGUUGGCGACUUACACUCCAAUGAUCAGCAUUUUCUCUGGAAUCGUCUUCUGGAGCUCGGUGUUUCACAUCAUCGCCGGCUCCCUGGCUGUUUCAGCGAGCAACAAGUUAAACUCCUGUGUGGUGAAGGCCACACUGACACUGAACAUUUUUAGCACGCUAUCUGCAGGAAUCACCAUCAUCAUCCUGAUCUUGGAUCUGAUUUUUGGGAGUUAUGUAUAUAGAUACUCAUACUAUGAGGACAGUUACAGUUACAACUACUACGCCUCAGAGGGCAUGAGGAAAGGAAUAACUGGAGUUCUGCUGGUUUUCACUCUGCUCCAGUUCUGCAUCUCUAUCGCAGUUUCAGCCUUCACCUGCAAAGCCACCUGCACCAGUGAACCGAGCCUGAACAUCAUCAACGUGAUUCCGAACCCUGAGAGUUUUGCUCCUAGUGCUCCUGUGAACAACCCUUUCCCACCUCAUCACACUCAGCAGGGGGUCAAUUCGAUGCACGGCAUCGCCAUGGCUACAGCACCCGGGGAAAAUCCUCCGGCGUACAGCGAGAAAUGUAACCAGACCACAGAGAAGGAAUAAAAAUGAAAAACUGUUAAUUUACACUGUUACACAAUAACACAAUCCCACUGACCAGAAAACACACAAUCAAGGACACUGAAAGCCAACAUCACACACACUACACACACUAUACACACACUACACACACAUUAUACACAUCACACACUACACAAUUAUUGCUUCUAGAUCUUUUUUGCUCAGAACUUCCAAAAAUAACGAUGUCUAAUUAACAUAAUUCGUCAUCUUUUGAGUUGAAUUUCUCACAUAAACAGCUGUGCAGAUUUAUUUUAGAAAUAAACUUUAUUUUUGUUCUCUAAUCUUAAACAAAAUAAAAAGAAUAAAUAUGUGGACUCUGA
Molecule: messenger RNA, 1450 nt
Organism: Tachysurus fulvidraco (yellow catfish)
Lineage: Eukaryota; Metazoa; Chordata; Actinopteri; Siluriformes; Bagridae
Product: membrane-spanning 4-domains subfamily A member 4A-like
Exons: 8
Coding region: 345-1115 (256 amino acids)
Cellular component (GO): membrane
Source: RefSeq, a predicted model, not a curated record